GUGAUAUAAUAUUGUAUUCGUGUUCAAACACUGGUCCCGAGUCCCGGGCCUAGGCUGUGCUGGUUCAAGCGGCGAGCACGUUGUCGGCUGUUGCCAGUGAAAGCCAUUGCUUUGCUUUCAUCGUAGUGGGGCGUGUGUAAGAAAAGUGAAUGUGGUUUGUGUGGCGGUAGCGCGGAUUGGCGGUAUCGGCUAUCGAGGAGCUGAGUGAGGGCUGCCUGCGGACCCGAGUCGAGUCGUGAGUCGGUAUCUCGCUAGCGCGCCAGCAGCUCGUGUCGCGACGUCGGUGCUAUCAUGUCGAUGGCUCGGUGGUGUUUGGUGGUAAUUCUCGCGGCGACCGCUUCGGCCGCGGGCACUCGCUUCCCGCGGACUUCUCUGCCCGCUUCAGCGUCUGCUUCCGCGACUUCUACGCCGCGCCUCCCACAGAGGAACUUCACUAUUUCCUCCCGCUCGUCAGUAAGGAACAGGGAACAGUACAUAUUCAAUGUAUUUGAAGUAAUAGUGAGUACUUUGGAAACAAAACUUCAGCGGAUAGAGAACUUGGACAAGGCAGUCGAACAUCUUAUGCGGAGAGUCGAAGCUUUAGAUUCUCGGGUCAAUGACAAUAUACUCAAAACAGAUGCAAUUAUAUCUAAGCUUGGCAACCUGGACUUUAAACUAUUCAGCCACGUUUCACAAGAUGAUGGUGACAUAGUUACAGAAAAUAUAAACAAAAGGCAUAAUGAUAACAGAGUCAGCAAUACGCAAUUAUUGGACAAAAAAUUAGAGUCUUUGGACCAAAAAGUAUCCGGCAUAGACACAAAAUUAGUGGGACUAAAACAUCAAAUCGACAAUAACUUCUUACCAGUAGAUGAUAUAAAUGCAGAAGCAAGUGAAAAGAAGCCCAUUAAUCUCAAUGUUAUAGAAAUUGCAAAAGGACUGAACACAGAAGUAGUAAACGAAAUUACAAAAGAAGUAGACCAAUUAAGAACUUCUAUGACAACAGUAGAUAGAAAACUGCAAUUUCAUAUAAAUCUUGUUUCGGAGAAUUUAGGAAAAGUUUUAUAUAUGAUGGCAGACGUUCAUGCUGCAAUAGUUGAGCCAGAAUCGGCAUCAAUAAAUAUAAAUAACAUAUUUAAGAAUCGAACAGCAACGAGUACACCGCCUCCUUCGGCAAAAUCAAGUAAAAUUGAUACAUUAGUCAACAAAAUUAUACCGAUGAUGAGCGUCUCUGAAAAAAUGGAUGAAGUAUGGGAUGUUGUAGUUGGUACAAAAAGCUCUGUUGAUGAUUUAGUACCGAAAUCAGAUGAGCUUCUUACACAAACGCAGCGACAAGAGCGAGCAAUUGGGCAAAUACACAAUGACCUGCGCGUUAAAACUAAUCUGAUAAUAGAGAACCUAGAUAUGGUAGAGAAACGGUUGAAAAAACAGGAAGAUGACGUAGCAACUCUUGCACAGCGACCGGUCCCCGCUGAACUGUUGUUGGAUCCAACAAUUGAUCGACUGGUUGAGUAUGCUCCUAACAGAUAUAGAGUGGAUGAUCCUUCAACUGACCCCAGUACAAGUACAGCGCCGUUCACCACCCCAGCGGCAGCCAUAACAAAUAACAGCCCAAGCAACUCGAGUUCGAUGGGCGCUACUGUGACAGUAACUCCAGCUGGCAAUGGACAGACGACUGCUCGCCCGGCGAGUCGCAAGGGCGGCAUUAUCUUCCCCAGUGUGAAGAACAAACCCAUCAUUGGCAACAACACAUUUGCAUCGGAAAUAGUCGCCAAUUAUAAAGAUGUCAAAGGUUAUUCCUGCGUAGAUCUCCUGAAUGCUGGAAUGAGAGAUUCCGGUGUAUACUAUUUACAAAUUCGAGGAACAACCUAUUGGUUCUUGAAAGUAUUCUGCGAACAAAUAAUCGCGGACGGCGGCUGGACCGUGAUACAUCGUCGAGAUGACUUCGGAACACCUGCUGAAAACUUCAACCGCGAUUGGAGUGAUUACAAGAAUGGCUUUGGCGACCCCAGCAAGGAGUUUUGGCUUGGAAAUGAAAACAUAUACAUGCUUACCAAUAAUGAUGACUACAUGCUUAGAGUGGAGCUUGAAGAUUUUGAUGGCAAUAAGAGGUACGCCCAGUAUUCGCACUUCAAGAUUUAUUCGGAAGCAGAAUAUUAUAAACUCGAAAUAGAUGGCUACGAAGGCAACGCCGGUGACUCUUUAAAUGAUCCUUGGUAUGGCUCCAACAACAGCCCGUUCUCAACAUAUAACAGAGACAAUGAUAGGUCGUCCCUCAAUUGCGCUUCGAUGUUGAAGGGCGGCUGGUGGUGGAAAUCUUGCGGACGUGGUCUCAACGGGCUUUAUCUUCAUGAUCCACAGGACCUUACUGCUAGACAAGGUAUCGUGUGGUUCCGUUGGAGAGGAUGGGACUACACACUGAAGAGAGCUUCCAUGAUGAUCAAACCAAAAGGAAUCCAACCGAAUACGUGAACAUAUACUCGAUAACACUUUCAACUAUUUAUAGUCGGCCUCUGUUCUACUUUCACGUAAAUUCAAUGUUUGUUGAAAAUGAAAUUAUUUAUAUCUAAAACAAUUAUGGCAUUGCAAUAGUUACAUGAUGUUCUACAAAGUAGGGGCAGCCUUGAAUUAAAUUGCGUCCUACUUGUUUGCUAUCCUCUCGUCACCUUUUUCGCUUUUAUAUAAUCUACAUAACUAGCUACAUGUUGUAGAACAUUUAAGCUACAUAGCACUUGUUUGGGUAAUCUAUGGGUGGAGUUAGAUUUGGUUAAAUGGUAAUAUUUAAUUUCAAGUUUUAGUUUCUUUGCUAAAUUUUACUGGAUGCAUUAUUUUUUUAUCUAAUACAAACGGUGUGCGAGAGUGAUAAGAACAGAUAGGCCCGGUAUCCACCAAAGGGGAGAGGAGAUGAGAGAAGAUAAGCCGCGAAGCUGUCAGUUUAUUUCGACCAAAGCGGAGAGGAGAUGUCAGCUUUUAGAGCUCGAAAUCCGUCAAUGAUGACUACGAAAGGAAGAAGUCAAGUCGUUAUAAAAGUUAUAUUUUAACUUGUUUGAGGAAUAGGAAUUAGAGGUUGAAGAAACACAAUUAAUUCUUCGAUAUUUAAACUACCGCCACGCUCUUGUUCGCUCGACGCGGCUAAAAAUUCUUUAGAAAAAGAAGACGUCUCCUCUCCUCCGCGCUUGAUCCAUUUCCACCGAAGCUGAGGAGAGGAGAUAUGGAAAUAACAAAAUCUAAUUGGCUUUCAAAAUUCAUCUGUUCUCCGUUUUAGUGGAUACCGGGCUUAUGAUUUUAGCAAGUUAAUAAUUUCAUCUCCUAAUAUCGGACGGAAACGUUGCAAAGUAGAACAUUGCAGGCCGCCCGACGCUCAAAUUCAAUAUUACAACUUCUAUGUAAAUAAUUUCUUUUGUCUCGUUGAUCACAAAUUCAUUGUCCUCAUCACAUAAAAAUGUAAAUAACAGACGAUUAGAAAAACCGUGAACAAAUCAUUAAUUUAUUAUUUCACAAAUUGUUCCAUGAAAUUAUUAUUUUAAGUAGGUUUACGUUAGUUGUAAGAUGUAAAUAAAUGUAAUUGUACAGUAUUUGAUAAAAGUUGGCUGGAGCUGUUGUGUUGGAAUCUUUCAUCCCAAACAAUCAAGGGUAUUUUUGUAAUUUGUAUUUAUAAUGACAAAUGUAAAGAUUGUCUUCAUCGAGUUAGUUGAGGCUACAGGUGUUUUAAUAAAUUCCUAAGUUAAUCAUACUUCAAAAUACACGCAAACCCAUUUUAAGAUUUUCGCUUCUUUUGACAAUUUUAAUCAUUUAUGUAAUGAUAUGUAUAUUUUUUUAAUAAAUUAAAUUAAUUAAUGUAUAUCUUGAUUGUUGAUUCUUUCCAUUCGUUUUGUAUUGAUUGAAAAUCUGGUGAAACAAAAUAUUUGCGAAUUACUUUUUCUAUGUAGUAAAUAAUUUAUACGUACCUAUAUGCUGACUACUAUUAUUAUUUGCCAAAUUUAAUACUACCUGCUUAUCACAUUGUUACCGAUCCAAAUGUUGUGAGAUCCCGCCAAUAUUUGUAUUUAAUCAAUUCGAAACAUGUUUCGCCUCUACACGAGGCGUCGUCAGCAGAUGUUGACUGAAAUAUUGGCGGAAUUAACUCUCAUUAAAACUCACAACAAUUGGAUACUUAUGGUUUUCCGCAAAAUAACGUCUACUUCAAUAAAUUUUCUAAUAAUA
Messenger RNA from Leptidea sinapis, 4179 nucleotides. RefSeq names its product angiopoietin-related protein 2. The coding region runs from base 292 to 2448 and encodes 718 amino acids. Lineage: Eukaryota; Metazoa; Arthropoda; Insecta; Lepidoptera; Pieridae. The transcript has 8 exons. The record is from RefSeq and is a predicted model, not a curated record.